AUGCAGUCGCACAAAACACCUCCAGCACAACCUGAGCAGGGAUUACAGCCAACUAUCGAGGAACCUCACCUGCAGAGUCACCUUGAAAUACUUCCGGAACAAGUAUCAAGUAUUUUUCAGAUUGAACAAGAGGAUAUAUCAGAAUGGGGGGUCUCAGAGGCCAGUAGCUUCAUGUUAAAAUCUCAGGAAGCUCCAGAAGUCCAGCAGACAGAGGAAUCACAUAUCCGUUCAGAAGAUGAACAGCCUGCAAGUGAUUCAAGAGCACCCAAGAGGAUCUCUCUCAAGGUAUCAUCGUCAGAAUUAUUGCAAAUCAAAGGACAAGAAGUUAAGCGAAUGAGAAGAAGUAGAUUUGGAUUCCAACCACUGAGACCCAGAAAAUGUUUAAAAGCUUCGAGGGAUCCAAAAUUAGUUAAAAAAAGUCCACAUGACUACCACCCCUCUAAGCUUCAUGACUUGUGCACGGUUGUCCCAGCCCGCACACUGCCCGUUGACUUGUGCCUGGCUUCUCGGGUGUGUCAUACCACUGACAAAAAAGGCCACGAUACUGUACCUGGAACAUUUUUCCUAGAUAAUCACUAUACAGAUGAAGAGCAAAGAGCUAGAUUACUGCUUGGAAUUCCUGCUACGGAUGACAACGAAGAAAAUGUCACCGUCCCUUCAACAGUACCGGAGAUACAACCUGAAUUGACACAAGGAACCGGACAGCAGGCUCCCAAAUCACCCCUGCAGGUGUUGGGGAAGGAAGUGUCUGCUUAUUCAGGAUUUACGAAGUUGUUUUGGAAUCCGUCUGCACCCAAGUUCUCUGUUCCUGUUUCUGUCAUGAAGGAAACUUUAUAUUCAAAAUAUGAGAGUGCUCAAACAAGCAGAAUUUUAAUGGAGAAGUAUUCAUCUGACAGCAGGGAAUCUGUCAUUAAGUUAAGUCAGCACUCCACAAAACCUUUUUCGUCUUCAUUGCUAACAACUUCUAUGUCAUAUCAGGACAUCCAACAAUGUGUAAGCAGCCCACGAUUAUCACACUCAAAGAUCAUCGUCUCUUGGAUUGCUUCGCGAACAGAAGAAAUAUCUGCUCAAAGUUCCCUUGUAUGA
Messenger RNA from Echinops telfairi (small Madagascar hedgehog), 1086 nucleotides. RefSeq lists its product as uncharacterized. Bases 1 to 1086 code for a protein of 361 amino acids. The record is from RefSeq and is a predicted model, not a curated record. NCBI's taxonomy places the organism in Eukaryota, Metazoa, Chordata, Mammalia, Afrosoricida, Tenrecidae. The transcript is spliced from 9 exons.